Molecule: messenger RNA, 636 nt
Organism: Arachis duranensis
Lineage: Eukaryota; Viridiplantae; Streptophyta; Magnoliopsida; Fabales; Fabaceae
Product: LEAF RUST 10 DISEASE-RESISTANCE LOCUS RECEPTOR-LIKE PROTEIN KINASE-like 2.5
Exons: 2
Coding region: 1-636 (211 amino acids)
Biological process (GO): protein phosphorylation
Molecular function (GO): protein kinase activity; ATP binding
Source: RefSeq, a predicted model, not a curated record
AUGGCGAGUGAGGUCGUUGCUUUCUUCUUCGACGUCGUCGACGCUGUAAAGCUUCUUAAAGCUUGCAAAGGGAAUGGUGAGGAGUUCAUCAAUGAGUUCAUGAGUAUUAGUAAAACAUCUCAUGUAAACAGUGUUGCAUUGCUCGAAUUCUGUCUCAAAGGUAACAAGAAAAAAGCUCUUGUCUAUGAAUUCGUGCUGAAUGGAUCGCUUGAAAAGUAUAUACAUAACAAUGAUCCUGUAACCAAUCCACCUUUGAGUUGGGAAAGGCUACACCGGAUUGCGAAAGGGAUAACUCGAGGGCUAAAAUACUUGCACCGAGUUUGCAACACGAGGAUUCUCCAUUUCGACAUAAAACCAAACAACAUCCUCCUAGACAAGAACUUUAACCCUAAAAUCUCAGAUUUUGGGUUGGCUAAGCUGUGCUCAAAGACACACAGCAUUGUCACAAUGUUAGAUGCUAGAGGGACAAUAGGGUACAUAGCUCCAGAAGUAUGGAACAGACACUUUGGUGGAGCAUCGCAUAAAUCUUAUGUAUAUAGUUACGGAAUGAUGAUUCUGGAAAUGAUGGGGGGGAAGCAUAAUAACAUAAAUGCUGAGGUAACUAGUCAUUCUAGUGAGUUGUAUUUUCCUCAUUAG